This is a messenger RNA of Homo sapiens (human), 7067 nucleotides long. RefSeq names its product WD repeat domain 27 (gene WDR27). The transcript has 27 exons. The record is from RefSeq and is a predicted model, not a curated record. Lineage: Eukaryota; Metazoa; Chordata; Mammalia; Primates; Hominidae. Bases 669 to 3236 code for a protein of 855 amino acids.
AACCAUAGCGGCUCGCGUGGGUCGGCUGGCAAGUAACCAUAGCGGCGAGCGUGGGGCGGAGUGUGGCUCGGUAGUCCUCUGCGUGCCCUCCUGGGAGCUGGGUGCUGUGAGUCCUCCCCUAGCGGGCUGGUCUCGGCGCGGAGUCGGCGCCGAACCCGAGCUGCUGCUCUGGGGCGUGUGCCUAGGGCGCAGGGCUGGAGCGCGGGGGCUGCGCGGUUGCUCGCGGCUCCGCUGAGGUCUCUAGGAAAGGGGGCGAUUUGAGGGUUCCGCCGUGACCGCUUCCAACGGCGGACACGCGCGCUCUGGACCAGAGCCGUUGCCCGCUGUCUCGUCACCCGAAGCCUCCUCCUGACGCCGUGCUAGUGCGAGGGUCUCCAGGGGAAUUCGGGGCACAAGUCGGGCCGGAGCAUCCGGGCGGCCGCUUGAGAUCGGCGCUUUGAGAACUGAGCGCAUGUGGAGUUCGGAGGAAAAGGGCUCAGUUGUGGAAGCUGAUCGAGGAAGCCUAAGCAGGCUCUGUGAAGUGGGAAUAGUGGUAUUUGAGUCAAGGUUUGCUUAACUGGAAAGCCCGUGAGAAGAAUGGAGCAGUUGAGAAUGUGGAAGCUCCAGAGUUUUCGGCAAUUUCUCUUCUUUUUUCUUGGGAUGAGGAGAGGUGAAUAAAUAGAUUGAAGAUGGAAAAUCCCCAAGACAUUUUCUCAAGUAAUGGUGGCUGUCUAAGUGAUAUAGUUAUAGAAAAAUACCUGGUUGAAUCCAAGGAGUCUGUGUCUCAUGUUCAGCUUGCUUGCAGCAUGCAGGACUGUGCUUUCCCUUUGGAUGGAACUGAACUUUGUAUAUGGAACACUAAGGAUCCUUCUCAUCAGCUUCUAAUCCUACGAGGACACCAUCAGCCAAUUACUGCUAUGGCUUUUGGAAAUAAAGUGAACCCACUUCUAAUCUGCUCAGCAUCACUGGAUUAUGUUAUAAUGUGGAACCUGGAUGAAUGUAGAGAGAAAGUACUUCAAGGGCUGGUCCCUCGAGGGACUGUCAUGGGCUCGCUUUUGGGAAAGGUGCUGUGUUUACAGUUGAGCCUGGAUGAUCAUGUUGUUGCCGUGUGUGCUGGAAACAAAAUAUUCAUGCUGGAUAUUGAGCAGCGAUUUUCUGUGACAUACAUAGAACGUCCUGAUGUUAAUAACCGCCACAAAGUCCCACCACCGACCUUCCUGCACACAUUCUCUCAGACUCAGGCUGUUCGGGCCGAGCUGCAGGGCCACCUGGGCCCGGUGACUGCGGUGGAGUUCUGUCCCUGGCGAGCAGGCACCCUCAUCUCGGCGUCUGAGGACAGAGGCUUUAAGGUCUGGGACCAUUGUACAGGAUCAUUAAUAUACAGUUCAUCUGUGUUAUCAGCAUAUCCUCUUCUCAGUUUAUUCAUUGAUGCAGAAAGCAGGCAGCUGGUCACCGGGUGUGCUGACGGCCAGCUUUGGAUCUUCAGUUUGAUGGAUGGACACCAUUAUCGUCGUGUGGCACGGGUUGACCUAAGGAAGAAGACAGAGACUUUCUCCACAAGAAGGGUUAAGUCUGGGCUGUGCAGCCAGCCAGAAGAAAGCCAGCUUCCCUCUACAAGUGCUCUGGGAAAAGGAGAGCAGGUUGAAGUAACAUUUCCUGUACUGAGACUUGCACCCUGUGAUCUCUCACUCAUCCCAAAUUCUGCAUGUGGAUGUCUUUCUUCUGAGAACACCCGAUGUGUGUGGAUCGGAAGCUCAGUGGGCUUAUUCGUAUUUAACCUGGCAAACCUGGAAGUGGAAGCUGCUUUGUAUUACAAGGAUUUCCAGAGCCUCAGCAUCCUGCUGGCCGGAUCGUGUGCCCUGAGGAACCGCACUGCGGAUCAAAAGGUGCUGUGCUUGCUGGCCUCCCUCUUUGGCGGGAAGAUUGCCGUGUUGGAGAUCAACCCGGCCGCGCUAGUCAGGGCUCAGCAGUGCCCCAGCAUGGGGCAGAGCCUCUCGGUGCCAGCCAGCUCCUGUGUCCUACCGACCUCUCCACUGUAUCUGGGAAUUGCCAAGGAGAAGAGUACCAAGGCUGCUAGUGAACAGCGACGUGCUGCACGGAACGUCAUGAAGGACCAACGCCUGGUUUUCCAUAGUAAAGUUAGGUCAUCUGGUUAUGCGUCAGCACCACAUGUAACUAUGUUUUCACCAAAGACCAACAUCAAGAGUGAGGGGAAAGGAUCUUCAAGGAGCAGGAGCAGCUGCGCACGGGAGGCAUACCCCGUGGAGUGCGCUGUGCCCACCAAGCCCGGCCCCCAGGUCGCUGCCGCCCCCACCUGCACACGUGUAUGCUGCAUCCAGUACUCAGGAGAUGGGCAGUGGCUGGCCUGUGGGUUGGCCAACCAUCUGUUACUCGUUUUUGAUGCCAGCCUGACUGGGACACCUGCUGUGUUUUCAGGUCACGACGGGGCAGUGAAUGCCGUGUGCUGGAGCCAGGACCGGAGGUGGCUGCUCUCUGCGGCCCGGGACGGGACCCUGCGAAUGUGGUCGGCUCGUGGGGCAGAGCUCGCACUGCUUCUGGGCAAAGACAUGUUUUCUAAACCUAUACAGUCUGCACAGUUCUAUUAUAUAGAUGCCUUUAUAUUGUUAUCUUCUGGCCCUGAAUUUCAGCUACUGAGGUAUCACAUUGACACUUGCAAAGAUGAGAUUAAGAGAUAUAAACAGAAGAGCAAGUCCAAGCUGAUUUGCAGGCUCUCCACGACGGGUGCAGUAGACAUGACCAGUUUAUCGGCAGUCAACGACUUUUAUUCCCACAUCGUACUCGCAGCUGGCCGGAACAGGACCGUGGAAGUGUUUGACCUCAACGCCGGCUGCAGUGCAGCGGUGAUAGCGGAAGCCCACUCACGGCCUGUCCAUCAAAUCUGCCAAAAUAAAGGUUCAUCAUUUACAACCCAACAGCCUCAGGCUUAUAACCUUUUCCUGACCACGGCCAUUGGCGAUGGGAUGAGACUGUGGGACCUGAGAACCCUGAGGUGUGAGCGCCACUUUGAAGGGCAUCCAACCCGCGGCUAUCCAUGUGGAAUCGCUUUCAGUCCUUGUGGACGAUUCGCGGCUUGUGGGGCCGAGGACAGACACGCUUACGUGUAUGAAAUGGGCUCAAGCACGUUUUCUCACCGGCUGGCUGGGCACACAGACACUGUCACUGGAGUGGCCUUCAACCCAUCAGCGCCCCAGAUGAGGACAGCUCUGUGCCAGAGAAUGAGCUGGGAUCUGCCCUGACAAGUGGAGCCUCGUUUGAAAGUGUCGGUAACAGGCUCUGUGUCUGAACCAAAGUUUCCCUUGCAACCUGGUGUGGCUGCAUGAUGGAGUUUGGGCCGUGACAUAUGGUGGGUUUGACGUGUGCCACUCUUAGGGCCAACUUCUAAAGCCUCCAAGACACAGCCCCAUGCCCUGUGCCCUUCUGCAGCUCAGAGCAGAUGAGCCCAGUGACCUUGAGGCCCUUGAAGAUGGUGGAACCAGGAGACAUGAGGGGCCUUGGCCUGGAAACACAACUCGAAGGGAAAUCACUCAUCUGGAAAACGUGUUUGGACCCAUACCACACCGUGGCAAAUACCUGGUAAAACUGUCAUCUGAAAUUGCUUGGAAAUAGGACACUACCACCUAAACCCACAGCUCGUAGGCCAGGGCACCUCAACUGUAGUCCCCAGACCAGCAGCAUCGGUGUUACCUGGAAAAUUAAAAAUGCAAAGUUUUGGGCCCACUUCAGACCCCAGGUCAGAAAUUGUGGGUUGCAGAAAUCUGUGUUUUAAUAACCCUUCAGAUGACUGUGGUGCCCGACAAAGUUGAAAUGCCUGCUCCCAUGUGUGCUGGGUUUAGUUUGUGCUUUAGCAAAGCGGGAUAAGAAAGAAAGGAGGCCAGGAUGGAAUUCGCUGGUUUCCAACUAGAAGUGACAGAAAAUAGAAAGAGUCCAGUAAUGUGAGGUCUUGAAGUGUUGGGAGAAUUCAUUCAUCACUUCUAGAUUCCAGACAAUCAGAAAUAAAAUUUUAAAAGUCUUUCAAUGACAAACUAAGACUUCUCAGUUGGGAAAAAAAAAAAAAAAGGACUCAGUCUUGUUGCAGACAUGAGAUGAAGAGUGUGGUCUUUUCACAAAUGCCUGUGCAAGGGAGUCAAGGACAGAAGCCAUCCGGUGGGCUCCUUGGCACGGGGGCGGCUGAAGCAAACCAACCAGGAGCCCACGCAGCUGUCAAGGGCUUGUGUCAGCAAGUAAAGCCUAGACUGCUUGUGACUGUGAAGUGUAAAAGUGCCCCUGGGUCCUCAGGCCUGUGGACAGGACAAAGCCAAAGCCGCCCAGCGCCGUGUGAUGCGGCCACAGAGAACACGAGCCUCGGGAGAGAGGAGCCUGGGGCUGGAAAACAAGGGUGAAGGACGCUCCCCUCUGGCUGCAGGAGAGGGGCUGCUGAGGGCAAGAUCCAUCAUUUCUUGGGACCAAUGAUGCUGCUUCCUACUCUCUGCUUUCUGCCUGGGAGUUUUGUCUGGGACGCCUGUGUCUGCCCCACUCACUGUGUGGUGCAAGCUCCAUUUCCAGUGAGGACAACCGUGGCUGCCGAGAGCACCUUACAAGCCAGGCAUCCUCCUCUGAGCUCAAGGCAGCCUUGAGAAGUGGGACGAAGACUUCCUUCACGGGAAGAGGAGCGGCUCAGAGAAAGGAAGAGGCUAGUCCAGAACCACCACGUGGACAUCUUCUGUGAAGGCAAGGGCUCACCCUCACCCUGACGCCAGCCACCUGCCCCUCUUAAUAGGAGGGCGGGCCCUCCCCGCACAGCAGGCACUUCACUGCAGGCUCUGCUGCCUUUGGGAAAUGUGCCUCCCUUGUAGAGCUCUGUGGUGCAGAUUCGGCUAUCAAAGGAGUAGAACCCCCCCCUCCCCCCCGCCACCGUCCCACCCCCACAGAGCAGCUAAGAAAGCUGUUUGAUUUAACCCGUGGUUUCCCAAAUACUUUAGACCACUAAUUAAUUUUGUUUUCUGAAACAUUCGUUAAUAUGUUCACAGAAAAUUGUGGCAUUCACUUUGGAAAAUAUAUCUGUUUAAGAACAGAUAAUGAAUACAUAACAAAUUUAGAACUGUGUUAAGAUUCCAUAACUAAAACCACUCUAAACUUUCUGAAAUGGCUGAAAACGUUUCCCUAACUUUUCUGAAAGUACUUGCUGGGCUUCUUGGAGACUGAAUCAUCCCUUUUGAGCCCACUUAGGGGAAAGUUCAAAAGACCUCAGAGAAGACAAAAAGCAGGGCAAGAGAGACGGCCCAGUCUUCUAGCUCUCCACUGGAGAAAAUGCAUGUGGGAAAGGCUGGGGGUUUCCAUCCUCAAUAUUUAGUAAAAGAUAAAGUAAAAAUUACAACUGCCUUCUGAAUGGCUCCCCUCCCCUGACUUCAUGGGAGUGAUGACUCAGCCCUCUGUUUUGUAACUGCGGAGAUUGAAAGUGGAGACGGGACCUUUGGCAUUUCAGAAAAUGUCGACGCCGCUUUCUUCUGCUUUCUCCGGGACCCCUCUGGGGCCUCGCCUCCUCCCCUCCCGCUGAAAGCCUGCUGUGAAAGGAGCAAGGAUGUGAAAAAGAUGUACGACUCUUUGCUUCCUUAUGCUCGGCCCAAGUUUAUCAAAAGCUGUGGAGUUUGCUAAAAUAAUCCAGGGAAUUCGCCUGGAAAUGGUUUUUUUUUUUUUUUUUGGUUGUUGUUUGUCUUCACUUGUUCCAAAGAAGCAAAAUAAGACAGGGGCUGCCCCUUGUCCUGUCUCAUUCAUUUUUGACACCCUUGUUUCUCCACACAGGCCCUGGGGUGAAGGGCACAGGUGGGAUUCAGAAUAGAAAUGACUCGAGGGACGCAAGGAGUUGGGAUCAGAAGAAGCAGCAGAAACUCCUGCUCUGCAGACACAGCAGACAUUACUGGGAAAGACACCAGAGACCCAGGAGUUCACCCAAGUCCUCUGCACACUGUCUUCCCAGCCCUCUCUCCUGGAUCUGAGAUGAUUUCACUUAAAAACACAAGCCUUUGCUUAAAGGUAGAUGAACAUUCCUUUCAGUUUCUAAGAUGGGGGGCCCACGGUCCUAGGCGCUGAGUCAGAAACUUUUUAGAUGUCCCCAGAGUGCACAGGUUUAAGGACAGAGGGAGAUUCUCAGUCUUCCUGGGUCCUCCCUGUCUCUCAGCCCAGUCAUCACACUCUAAAUCCCAGGGACUUGACUCUGCCUUCCAAUAGUUCUCAGAUCCACCUACUUUGCUCCCUUCUUUCAGAGCGCAGGUAGCCACUUGCUCUCCCAGAGAGUGCUGCAGCGGUGAUGAUCGGUUUCCCCCCUCCCCACCUGCUCAGUCCUGCAAAGCCUGGACUCUGCUCCAAGGCCUUUGGGACCCAACACCUGCUUUCCAGCCUCAGGGCCUCAGGCCUGAGACCACAGGGGCUCUUCCCGGCGGCUGUACCUCCUGCCAUUCACCUGCUGAUUUCUUCCUCAUCUGUUUAUUCCUCUGAUCCAACAAGGUCAGGAUGGUAUGCAACCGCCACCCCCCCCCCACUGCCCCCACCACCACAGCACUGCCACGACCCUUGUCUGGGACGGAUGAUGUGGGGCUGCACUUCCUCUGUCGGCCCCCUGCCCUCGUCAGGAGGCCCAGCAUGUAGCAGGCAAGCAGCAGGCAGCAGGCAGGUGCUGAGUGGGUGUGGAAGGUGUGGCCCCUCACACCUCUGUGUCCUAUGCUCAGCGCUGUGCUUGGGCAUGGCGAGGCCUCAGCAGAUACUGUGCAGCACAGUGACACCAAUGGAACCCAGUAAAAAGACAGUUUCCAAUUUUCCUCGCUGCUGGGGCCCACCCAGAUCCUGGAGCAGAGCAUGGCCUGCAGGAAGCACAGGCUGGUGGACUGUGGCUGUGUCACGGCGAGCUUCCAGUGGCUCUCGCAGAACUCAAUUGGCACGGUAAAGGGACAAAUGAAGUUUCCAGCUUUUUUCUUUUAAUAGCUCAGAUAUCAAUUUUAUAGCUCUGAUGGACAUAAUUUAUAAAAUAAGUCUAUAUCUUACUGUAAAUUUGAGACGGUUAACCUUUAAUAAAGUUAAUAAGGGGCUUGUCAAAA